ACGGCAUGUUGCGGAGAACCUGUGUACCGGACGACAAGUGUCUGUCCAGUUCCAACAACUCCAUGUUCCUCUUCUUUCGAUCUGACAGCAUCCACCAAGGAAGUGGAUUCAAGAUUAAAUAUCGAAGUACAAGCAUUGGCAGCUCGUGCGAAGAAGUGAACCUGUACUGGAUUGGAAUAAUCGUAGCCAUCUUUAUUCUCGUCGUUAUUAUUUUCCUGUGUUACCGAAAACAGAUUCCAGAAUGCAGACGUCGGUGUUCUCAGCGACUUUCUAUGAUGUAUUCAUCCGCCCGCUGUACUUCAUUUUCCAAAACAUGUCCAUUCAUACACGAAAAGGUCCGUAGGAUAUGUCUGUGCUGUCUCGGAAGUACGAAGGAAUCGAUUGGUACCUCGCUUCCAGUUCAGAGUGCUAGAGCCGAAAACGUAACUGACGGUGGGCGACAGUCUACAGCUGAAAACGGAGCAGUUGGUGAUACUGGAGGGUUGAGUUCGAAUUCAGGAAGCGAAGCGAUUCUUAUAGAACCACCAGGAGAUGAUGUACAGAUGAGGGUAACACCGAUCGGUUAUAUACGAGCAGAGGCACCCGAUCUUUCCAGCGUUAUGGGUAAUGGAACGGACAAUCCAUCUCCCAACGCGGUUGAAUCGUCACUCAAGUCGGAAGCAUCCUCGAGGAAUGUUGCGUCGGAAACGCUGCCAUCUUAUUCUACGUGCGGCCACCAGUCUAUUCCGCAUCGCAGACAACCGGAAGCGCCGCCUUCUUACUGUUCAUCCGGGUCGCAGGUCAUUUAUGUUAUACCCCCGCCGUCAUAUGAACAAGUAAUGUCGAAUCCUAACGAAUAUAACAGCGAUCAAUUACAAUAAGUUGUUUUAUACCAACAAACAAUGGGGUUUCUUAAUGUCGGUUCUGAAAUGCACUGAAUAAGAAAUGGAAACAUUACCAAGCAACCUAUAGCAAUAGGCCUACAACGAAAGCUGAAGAAGUGAAAUCCCUAAUAAAAUAUCGUUCGUCACCAGAUGCAAAAUAUAUGUGCACGUGCCAAAAUGUAUGGAAAGUUAUUUGUAAGAAUGUAUCUGAUUAAAGAG
Molecule: messenger RNA, 1082 nt
Organism: Gigantopelta aegis
Lineage: Eukaryota; Metazoa; Mollusca; Gastropoda; Neomphalida; Peltospiridae
Exons: 2
Coding region: 6-860 (284 amino acids)
Source: RefSeq, a predicted model, not a curated record